This is a messenger RNA of Alexandromys fortis (reed vole), 638 nucleotides long. Its product is annotated as C-type lectin domain family 2 member E-like. Gene Ontology annotation, cellular component: external side of plasma membrane. Gene Ontology annotation, molecular function: natural killer cell lectin-like receptor binding. The record is from RefSeq and is a predicted model, not a curated record. The transcript has 4 exons. Bases 258 to 527 code for a protein of 89 amino acids. NCBI's taxonomy places the organism in Eukaryota, Metazoa, Chordata, Mammalia, Rodentia, Cricetidae.
AGAUCCAAGAAAAAUAUCUCGGAAUCAUCUCCCCCGUGUCUCCUGCUAGGCUUUGCUACCUCUGUGCAGUGAUCAUUGUCCUCAUUUUAGCUGUGAUUUCACCUUUUGUUUUUUUGUCAGUGAGAGAAAAAAACCCAACCAUUCUGAGCCCUGAAGCUGGGGAUGUUACCUGCCCAAGAGACUGGACUGCAUUUGGGCGUAAAUGUUUUUAUUUGUCUGAAAACACAAGUAACUGGACAUCCAGCCAGACCUCCUGCAUGGAGCUGGAGGCUAAUCUAACCCAAAUUGACAGUCUGGAGGAGCUGGAUUUCCUGAAUAGAACAUAUGGGCAUUCUGCUGCGUGGAUCGGACUGCACAGAGAGUCAUCAGAGCAGCCUUGGAUGUGGACAGACAACACUGAAUAUAACAACUUGACACUCAUCCGAGGAGUUGGAAACCAUGCCUACCUGAGUGACAGAGGGAUCAGCAGUAGCAGGGACUACAUACCUAGGAUGUGGAUUUGUAGCAAGCCCAAAUCUAUACUUUAGUAGAUUCACAGCUUGUGUAGAGAGUGUGUCAAAGUCAUCAUGAGAGAUCUGUAACAUAUCAUCUAUAGUUACAGCAUUUUUUUAUCUUAAAUAAAUAUAACAAGCAAUUCA